AUGAGUUGGGGAGCUCCUCCAGUCAUCGACCCAGUAGGACGGGUGUUUCCUAACAACACGGUGACAACAUCAGUCCUCUCAUUCAUCCUUCCUGUGACAUCAUCACAAAGCAACAUGACCUUUAACCUCUCUAACCCCGCCCCCGGAGACUGGUACCUGGCGGCUCACCUGCCCCAAGACGAUGGACGCAUCGAACACAAGGUGAGGAGUUUGUGUGUGUGUGUGUGUGUGUGUGUGUGUGUUUAUAAUGUGUGUGUAUUGUGUGUAGGGCUUCCCGUCCUGCUCCUACUACUUCCAGCCCCAGCUGUCAGUCAGGAGAGCAGUGGACACACCCAUCCUGCAGGCCACGCCCCUAACCCAGACCGCCUCCCCCGACAGACCAGCACUACUCAAGUAA
Molecule: messenger RNA, 397 nt
Organism: Coregonus sp. 'balchen'
Lineage: Eukaryota; Metazoa; Chordata; Actinopteri; Salmoniformes; Salmonidae
Source: the annotation of a GenBank genome assembly